AUGAGAAACUCUGGUAACGAAAACACCAACAAUGGUGAGAAUGAUUUUGCGGAGAUGGAGUAUAUGAACAUAACCAUUGUUACUUCAAACGAACCUUAUGGAAUAUCCGACAGUUCAAAUCCGUUCUUUUAUAAAAGAAGAACUCCAAAGUUUAACCUUACCCUUGGAGGAGUUCACAGUGGUCAUGUCCAGAGGAAUUUGCGCGAUCCAAUCUGCAUACCGAGAAGCAAUAAAGGAAUGUGCAAGGAUGGCUACACACAAGAGACCUCCGGGCCUGAUUCAGUCCGUGUUCUUGUCGCAACACGAGCUAAACCGAACAUAAACUUCAAAAGUGAUCUGGAUAGAGAAUUCUAUGAAGAUUUCUUGGAAGUUUUGAAUAGACCUGAAGAAACAGGGAGGUUUAACUUUUCAUCUCAGUUUCUGUACUAUAGAGAAGAGUUAUUCUUAGCAGAUCUCAGUAACACACGGCUAGGAGGGAACCCUGUUGUUUUUGAUAUGGACAUGAGUGCUGGAGAUUUCCUCUCUCUCUUUUAUCUUCUUAAAGUUCCGAUGGAAGUUAUAGAUUUGAAGGCGAUUAUCGUGAGCCCAACAGGUUGGGCUAACGCAGCCACAAUCGAUGUGGUCUACGAUCUGCUUCAUAUGAUGGGACGCGAUGACAUUCCGGUCGGUCUAGGAGAUAUGUUAGCAUUGAACCAAUCUGAACCGGUAUUUUCAUCUGUUGGAGAUUGCAUGUACGCCAAAGCGGUUCCACAAGGCUGUGGCGGUUUUCUUGAUUCUGACACUCUCUAUGGCCUUGCUCGUGACCUCCCAAGAAGCCCUCGUAGGUAUCUAUAUAUACACCAUAAUUCAGAGAAACAUGGAGCUCCGAGGGACACUGAUAGGCCUGAACUCCGACAACCUCUGGCACUUGAAGUUUGGCAAAAUAUUCUGACCAAAUCUGUUAGUGAAGUGUCUAAGAUCACCGUACUAACCAAUGGACCCUUGACUAGCUUAGCCAAGAUUAUCUCAUCAGAUAAAACAUCAUCCUCACUAAUCAAGGAAGUUUACAUCGUGGGUGGACAUAUAAGCCGUAAGAAAUCAGACAAAGGGAACAUUUUCACAGUUCCCUCGAAUGCAUAUGCCGAAUUCAAUAUGUUUCUUGAUCCUUUAGCAGCUAAGAUAGUUCUUGAAUCCGAUCUAAACAUCACACUCAUCCCUCUAGCAACCCAACGCAAGUUGAGUUCUUUCCAACCACUGCUAGAUAGACUGUAUUCCUCAAGAAAAACACCGGAAGCUCGGUUUGUGAAACGGCUUCUUGCUAGAUUGCAAGCUCUUCAUCAGAAUCACAGGAGAUACACGCACAUGGACAUGUUCUUAGGGGAAAUUAUUGGAGCAGUUCUCUUGGGAGGCGAUCUUGCUACAUUGAAGCCGAAACUGCGAUCUGAGCAAAUAAAAGUGAUCGCUGAAGGGGAUGAAUCAAAAGAUGGUCAGAUAUUGAUUGAUAAACUGCGGGGAAAACAAAUAAAGAUACUUGAAAGAGUAGAUUUGAGAGGUUGUUAUGAGAGUUUUGCUUCUAGACUCGAUGAUAAGAAACAAUCUGCAGUCAUAGGAAGCUUUGAAGAACAAAGGAAAAGAUGGAACACACCACAACCAAUUACCUCUCAAACAUUUGAUUGAAUUUAUAUGCUUACCGAUUGCUCUUUCCUCAAACUGUUUAGUUCAAUGCUUUAAUUAGACAGAAACUACAAAGAGAAGAAAAAAAAAAAAAAGUGAUAUCCUAUGUGGUUUUGUGCCACUGGCCAGACAGGACACAGAGUUGACAAUACCAAGAAAUACACUUAUAUUAUAACCUAUAGAGUAUUUGACUGAAUCUAUAUGUGUACUGUUUACAUAUUCUUCUUUUCAGGGACAUUUAUAGUUUUACAGAACUCUCCUUGGAACAAAGUUCACCAACAACAACAACUCUACAAGAAACAACAA
Capsella rubella is the source of this 1959-nucleotide messenger RNA. RefSeq lists its product as uncharacterized. Bases 1 to 1656 code for a protein of 551 amino acids. Gene Ontology annotation, molecular function: hydrolase activity, hydrolyzing N-glycosyl compounds. NCBI's taxonomy places the organism in Eukaryota, Viridiplantae, Streptophyta, Magnoliopsida, Brassicales, Brassicaceae. The record is from RefSeq and is a predicted model, not a curated record. The transcript has 7 exons.